Molecule: messenger RNA, 2383 nt
Organism: Coffea eugenioides
Lineage: Eukaryota; Viridiplantae; Streptophyta; Magnoliopsida; Gentianales; Rubiaceae
Product: protein NRT1/ PTR FAMILY 1.2-like
Exons: 5
Coding region: 100-1953 (617 amino acids)
Biological process (GO): transmembrane transport
Cellular component (GO): plasma membrane
Molecular function (GO): transmembrane transporter activity
Source: RefSeq, a predicted model, not a curated record
UUGAACCUACGAGGCUGUGCUAUAAAACCUCAAAACUCGCAAAUUGAUGCAUCGCCCUUCCUAGUUCAUACCAGUACCAUACCACUAAAGCCAACUAAGAUGGAGAAGGAGAUGAAGAAUCAUUCAGUAAUCUCACCAUCAGAAUCUAAGGUGGAAAAGGAAACCGGGAAUCCUUCGAGUGGGAUCGGUGAUGAAAAUGAAACGGACAUGGAAAGGCUCACAGCAAGGAGCAGAAAGGGCGGCCUAAUCACCAUACCGUUUAUCAUAGCAAAUGAGGGAUUUGAGAAGGUGGCAAGCUAUGGGCUGCUGCCGAAUAUGAUACUGUAUAUGAUGAAUGUCUACCAUUUGGGAUUCGCGAAGGCAAACUACAUCCUCUUCCUCUGGUCUGCUGCCACCAACUUCACCCCAAUUAUUGGAGCUUUUCUUGCUGAUUCCUACAUGGGACGUUGUCUCACCAUUAGCCUCGGUUGCAUCAUCAGUCUCCUGGGCAUGAUGCUCCUUUGGUUAACGGCCAUGAUUCCAGGAGCAAAGCCUCCAACUUGCAGCCCGCCCCUGCCCUGUAAAUCAGCCACGCCCGCACAGUUAUUUUUCUUGAUCGCCUCUUUUGGCCUUAUGUCAAUUGGUGCAGGUGGGAUAAGAUCAGCUUCCAUGGCUUUUGGAGCUGAUCAGCUCGAUAAAAGAGAUAAUGCUGGUAAUCAAAGGGCAUUAGAAAGCUAUUUUGGAUUGUACUAUGCUGCUACCACAUUGUCGGUUUUGGUUGCUCUUACGGGCAUUGUUUACAUCCAGGAUCACAUGGGAUGGAAAGUAGGCUUUGGAGUUCCUGUGAUCCUAAUGUUCCUCUCGGCUUUGAUCUUCUUCCUUGCUUCUCCAAUUUACAUUAAAAAGGCAGCUACCACGAGUUUGUUCACUGGAUUUGCACAAGUAAUUGUAGCUGCAUACAGGAAUCGGAAACUUGCCCUCCCUCCUCCGGAAUCGGGAUACUACCAUCACGAAAAGGGUUCAAGUUAUAUCGUCCCAUCCGGGAAACUAAGGUUCUUGAGUAAAGCGUGCGUUCUCCAAAAUCCAGAAGAUGUUACACCAUCUGGAGUUGCUUCAAAUCCGUGGAAUCUUUGUACAGUGCAGCAAGUGGAGGAACUAAAGGCACUGAUUAGAGCUAUCCCAAUAUGGACCACAGGAAUAAUGAUGUCAAUUAACAUAAGCCAAAGCGCUUUCCCUUUGCUUCAAGCCAAUACCAUGGACAGACAUUUGACUUCCAGCUUCGAAAUUCCAGCCGGUUCUUUUGGCGUGUUUAUGAUCAUAACUAUAACUGUUUGGCUCAUUCUAUACGACCGUGUGCUCCUUCCAUUGGCAUCAAAGAUCAGAGGAAAGCCAGUGCGGGUUGGCACAAAAUUAAGGAUGGGAGCUGGCUUAUUCAUGACAGCAAUGGCCAUGGCGGUUUCUGCGAUCGUGGAGCAUAUUCGACGAAGAAAAGCAAUCGAUCAAGGUUUCUUGAAUAAUCCUCGAGGAUUGGUAAACAUGUCAGCUAUGUGGCUUGUGCCACAAAAUGUUGUUGCUGGCUUAGCAGAGGCUUUGAAUGCAAUUGGCCAAUUUGAAUUCUAUUAUACAGAGUUCCCAAAGAGUAUGUCCAGUGUUGCUGCAUCUCUAUUUGGACUAGGAAUGGCUGCGGGAAGCUUGUUGGCUAGCGUUCUCCUCAGUGCUGUGGAUAAAUACACCAAAAGGGAAGGGAAAGAGAGUUGGGUUUCAAACAAUAUCAACAAGGGUCGUUUUGAUUACUACUACUGGCUUCUUGCUAUUAUGAGUUUUAUCAAUUUGCUUUACUAUAUACUCUGUGGUUGGCUCUAUGAACCUUGUGCUGAUCAAGUGAAGAAGGGCGAAGUUGAAGAGAAAGAAAAGGAAUUGGAACAGCGAUCACUGAGACCAGAUUCACCAUUUAGGACUGAUGCCACCGCUUGAGCUGAACAUCGAUACGUCUGGUUUUAAUUCUUUUAUAUAAUACAUCCGUGCGGUGCGGUGCCAUAUAGGAAUGUACGUAUGUACCUAUAUUCUAGAUGUAGUAGAAAUUGUGGCCCUGAUCUUCCAAUUUUUAUUGAGUAUAUUCUUUUGCUCAUUCAAAUGAUAUGAUUCUCUUUAUGUUACUGAAUCCUGAGGAUCCGAGGUAUAAGUACUAGGUAGAGAAGCAGAAUUGGAGUGCCCCGGGACAGUUUCAGAAAAAGUGGGCAGCAUAAUGAUAUAUUUAUCGACUGGUUUUUAUAGGUAUAGUGGAGGAGGACGAGGGAGAAAAAGAUUCGAAGAGCUGCUAGAGAUAAGACUUGCUCAAGUCACUAAACGUUUUCAGUGCCUAAUGUAAAGAUGGGCGUUUGAAAAUUGACAUUGUGAUCAGAAG